Phytophthora megakarya is the source of this 936-nucleotide messenger RNA. The record is from the annotation of a GenBank genome assembly. Lineage: Eukaryota; Oomycota; Peronosporomycetes; Peronosporales; Peronosporaceae.
AUGUCCGAUUUCUUCCGUGCGUUUAACAAGAUCUUGGGACAACGGCAGCGGGCGACGAUGGAAUACCGUCCGCAGGCUAACGGUACUGAUGCGAGAAUGGUGCAGACCGCAAACAGAGCGGUCAAGAUGUACGUCCGCGAUCUUGAUCAGAAGGCAUGGGACGAAUAUGCUGAGAGCCUCACCUUCGCGAUCAACACGGCUCACGAUCGGAUCCGAGGAGAUACCCCUCACUAUUUGGUACAUGGGUGGGAUCCGAGAUCAACCCUGGAGGCUACACUGCCGGUCGGAUGUACGAGACGACGAGAUCGAGAUGCGCGGCGGUGGCGUUAUCGAGUUCAACGAUACUACCAACAAUCCCGAGAACAAGUCAACGCUAGAUUGAAGGAGACCAUCUCAGAUCAAGCAGAACGACACAACGAGGACGCAGGAUCACAUCAGAUCGAGGGUGGAUCUCGAGUCUGGUUGUACCUACAUCGAGUGAAGGAAGGAUACGCGCGGAAAUUGGCUCACCUAUGGCACGGGCCGUUCCGGAUCGCCGAAAAGAUCAACGAAUUCAGCGUCAAGCUCGAGAUCGCAGGUACAGGGUACCAGAUCUUCCCAGUGGUACACGUGUCAAAGCUGAAAUUGGUCAAGGACUUUCCAGAUCGACCACGGGUGGAACGCACGGUUGAUGAGGCGGAUCGUCUCGAGGACAGCUGGGUCCCAGAUCUAGGGGCCGAUGAGUAUGAAGUCGAGCGAAUUUCGGAUGUGCGGAGUGGAAAGAAGACACGAUUUGGUCUGAUCUAUCGGGAAUUCCUGGUCCAUUGGACAGGAUACGAUGAACCAACAUGGGUCGACGAAGCCGAUCUCAACUGCGGGGCAAUAUUGAACGCCUUCCUGCGAGAACGGGCCAAUCAAAAUCGCUUCAAUGGGAUACAAUCACAUGAAGAGAUGUAA